Acanthoscelides obtectus is the source of this 802-nucleotide messenger RNA. The record is from the annotation of a GenBank genome assembly. Lineage: Eukaryota; Metazoa; Arthropoda; Insecta; Coleoptera; Chrysomelidae.
AAAAAUGGAACUCAACCGAGAAAAUUUUCGCGCCAUAAUAUAUUACAACUUUCAGAGACAAUUAUUGCAACAAGAAUGCCUUGCUGAGUUACUGUCUGUUUUCGGCAACGAAGCGCCACAUCAGUCGACAACUCUUCGUUGGUAUGGAAAAUUUAAACGUGGACGGGUGAGUCUUAGUGACGAUUCCAGGGUGGGUGGACCAAAAACGGCAGUCACCCAGGAAAACGUCGAUGCUGUGCGCAAACUCAUCAUUGAAGACAGUCAUGUGACAUAUCGCGAGAUUGAGGCAACCCUGAAGAUCUCAAAGACCUUCAAAAAACAGCCAGACAUUGUUAGUGGUGAUGAAUCGUGGAUUUGCUGUUAUGAACCAGAAAAUAAACGACCGUCGGCUGUUUGGAUAGUCGCAACAUUUGUGUCAAAAGCGGGUCAUAUUGCAACAAUUCCUCUUAGUGAGCAAAAAACUGUUACUUCGGAUUGGUAUACCACCAUUUCUUUGCCAAAAGUCAUCACCGAGCUUCGAAAAAUCAACCUCGAAAGAAGAAUUAUCCUCCACCAAGACAAUGCAAGCUCGAACACAGCCCAAAGAUCAAGGCAGUAUUUAACGAAAGAAAACGUGGAAUUAUUGGACCAUCCUCCAUAUAGUCUCAAUCUAAGUCCUAACGAUUUCUUUACUUUCCCGAAAAUCAAAAACAGGCUGCGUGGUCAAAGGUUCCAGUCACCAGAAGAAGCAGUUGACGCAUUCAAAAAUGCCGUUUUGGAUCUGCCAGCAAACGAGUGGAAUAAGUGCUUCGAAAAUUUUUGA